Molecule: messenger RNA, 3136 nt
Organism: Myiozetetes cayanensis
Lineage: Eukaryota; Metazoa; Chordata; Aves; Passeriformes; Tyrannidae
Gene: NDEL1
Product: nudE neurodevelopment protein 1 like 1
Exons: 9
Coding region: 703-1734 (343 amino acids)
Biological process (GO): mitotic centrosome separation; vesicle transport along microtubule; centrosome localization
Cellular component (GO): kinesin complex; centrosome; kinetochore
Molecular function (GO): microtubule binding
Source: RefSeq, a predicted model, not a curated record
GGCAGAAAUGUGCCCCCUCCUCUGUCCAUGACUUCCCUCUUCCAGCAGAGGAGUGAAAACGGGAGGCAGGAGGGGUGUGAAUUUUGCCCAUUGCUUUGGCUUUCGUUGCACUCGGUGGGCUGGGAGGGCUUUUCCAACCCGAAUGAUUCCGGGAGCUCUACUGAGUAUUUCUCUGUAGUUCCCUGCGGGUUUUUCUCCGAGGUUGUCCCCACCUCCCUCUCAGCUCGGAGCGCCCUGUUGUGUCUCCUACAAACCCCCUCGUGCUCGGGUGACGAGCGUGACCCGAAUUGCACAGACGGGUGUGAGGGAUGAGCGGCCCUGACACGGCAGCAGAUCCCUCACCGGAGCCAGACCCCACGGAGUGACUCCCAUUGACACAGCCCCGUCCUUCCCGGGGGGAGGAGAGCUGUCCUCCCCUCCCACAGCCCGCGCUGGGAGUGACUCAGGCGUUCCCUGCUCCCUCUGGAACCAUCCUCACUCUGUCCCGAGUGCACAGAGGUGGGGGGCACUUUGGGAUGCCUGUGGGGCACUUCUUGCCCUCAGAGGUGCUUAGAUAUGUGAAGCUGCUGGAGAAGAAUUCCUUGGAUCCUUGAGGAAUUUUUUUUUCUUUUUGUUUUUUGUUUUUUGUUCCCUCCCCCCCCAACAACAAACAAUUCCUGGACACUGUGGAGAGCUGGUGGCCUUGUCAAGGUCGUGUUGAUCAUGGACAGUGAAGAAAUCCCAACUUUCUCGAGUCCAAAGGAGGAAACUGCGUAUUGGAAAGAGCUUUCCUUGAAGUACAAGCAAAGCUUCCAGGAGGCUCGUGAAGAGCUGGCUGAAUUCCAGGAGGGGAGCAGAGAAUUAGAAGCAGAGUUGGAGGCACAGCUAGUGCAAGCUGAGCAGAGGAACAGAGAUUUGCAAGCAGAUAACCAAAGACUGAAGUAUGAAGUGGAAACAUUAAAGGAGAAGCUGGAGCACCAGUAUGCCCAGAGUUACAAGCAGGUGUCCCUGCUGGAGGAUGACCUGAGCCAGACCAGGGCCAUCAAAGACCAGCUGCACAAAUAUGUGAGGGAGCUGGAGCAGGCCAACGAUGACCUGGAGCGUGCAAAGAGGGCAACAAUAGUUUCAUUGGAAGACUUUGAACAGAGGCUGAACCAAGCUAUUGAGAGAAAUGCAUUUUUAGAAAGUGAACUGGAUGACAAGGAGUCACUGCUGGUUUCUGUACAGAGAUUAAAGGAUGAAGCAAGAGACUUAAGGCAAGAGCUGGCAGUGAGGGAAAGGCAGCAAGAGGUGACCCGAAAAUCAGCUCCCAGCUCUCCCACUCUGGACUGUGAGAAGAUGGAUUCAGCUGUCCAGGCCUCUCUCUCCUUGCCAGCCACACCUGUUGGAAAAGGAUCAGAAAACAGUUUUCCUUCCCCAAAAGCUAUACCAAAUGGGUUUGGUACCAGCCCACUUACUCCUUCAGCCAGAAUAUCUGCACUCAACAUUGUGGGAGACCUGCUACGGAAAGUGGGGGCCUUAGAAUCCAAAUUAGCUGCUUGCAGGAACUUUGCCAAGGACCAGGCGUCACGGAAAUCCUACAUUUCAGGGAACGUCAACAGCGCCGUGAUGAGCAGCAACGGCACCAAGUACCCACACCCAGGGCACACCUCCUUCUUCGACAAAGGGGCGGUGAACGGCUUUGACCAAGGUCCCCCCGGGCUGGGAGCCUCCCGACCGUCCUCGGCGCCGGGAAUGCUCCCCCUGAGCGUAUGAGCCGCGGGGGGAGCGCUUGGACUUGUGUUCGCUUUUCUCGGCCCAGCAAGAGAAGAACCGCUCCCGCUCCCUCCCCUCCCCACCCCGCUGGAACAUGACCCCGAGAGGAGACCCCGAGCCCACGGCCCUCCCCGUCCUGUCAAUACAGUUUGUUUUCUCUGUCGCUGUAGUGGACGUUCUGUGCCCCACGAGCUGCCACUCCCAGGGCCGUGUUUGGGGACACGCACGGGUCCUGCUCCCCGGCCCUCGGCCCUUUCCUUCCUCUCUGCUCUGACUCGAGCUCUGGCCGCUCCUCGUCCAGGCUCCCGCUGUCCCUGCAGCUCUGCCCUCGGGGGAAGGCUCAGACCCCUGGGAAGGCCCUGGGGGAGGGUGGGCGAUGGCGCUGGGGGCGGUGGCAGCCGGGCAGUGUCUGAGGGGUGUGUCAGUCCCGGCUGCGCCGCUGGGUGUGUUGGAGCCGGCAGGGCUGGAGGAGCGGAUCCGGAGCGGAUCCGGAGCGGAUCUGGAGCGAAUCCGGCAGCCCGGCCUGGCCGGGCCCAUCCCCUGGCACAGGUGGGCACACACAGCAGGGCCGGGCUCCUCGGGGCAGGGAGGGGGCAGCACAGAGGGGGGACUGUCACCAGCUCCCCCAGAUGCCCUGGGGGGAGCUGGCAGGGCUGAGCUGUUCUGCUGUGCCCUCAGGUGUCCCCUGGACCUGCCCCACUGGCCCGGCCCUCCCCCCUCGCAGCUGCAGAGCAGCUCCAGGAGAACAUUUGAAGCCCCUGCUGCAGCUGCCCCCACUGCCCACGGACCCCCCACCCCCUGCUCUGCCCCGUGUAGGACCAGAGUGUCCAGUGUCCCCUGCAGGUUCUGUGACAGUGCUGGGCGACUGUGGCACCUUGUGGGUCCUUGGAGCGACACAUCUGCGGGAUUUCUCUGUCCACGUGCCUCGGGGUCUGUGGGUUUUCAGCCUGAACCAGCGAAGGGAGCCGGGGGUGGUAGCUGGGGGUGCCGAACUCCCCGUUCUGGGCUGGUCCAGCACGUUCAGGGGCUCUGCAGCUUCCAGGGGGUUUAGUUACGAGCUGAGAAAAACCACUGGCCCCGCAGGGGAGGUGGGAUGUGCCCCUUGGCCCUUAGGGUUUGUGUGGUCCUUCCUUCCUGUGCAUCCUCUGCUGCAUUUGACUGUUUACAUUUGUUUUAUUGUACAUAGAUUUGUAAACAUAAUACCUUUGCCUGAGGUCUUUGUACAUAACUUGGGCUUUGUAGCUUUAUUUAUUCAGCCUCUCUCUGGCAUGUUUCCGUAGGAUGUACUGUUCCACCCCGGUGCCACAGCCAUGAUGUGGUUUCAAAAAAAAAAUGAAAACAAAUGAGAGCAAUCUUCCAAAAAUAAAGUUCUUUUAAUGUGGAAUCAGUGGAUUUUGCAGAA